Messenger RNA from Pelobates fuscus (common spadefoot toad), 839 nucleotides. RefSeq names its product chromosome 4 C8orf82 homolog (gene C4H8orf82). NCBI's taxonomy places the organism in Eukaryota, Metazoa, Chordata, Amphibia, Anura, Pelobatidae. The record is from RefSeq and is a predicted model, not a curated record. Bases 62 to 721 code for a protein of 219 amino acids. The transcript has 3 exons.
ACUCCAGGAAGUGACGGACCCGCUGUUUCCAUAGUAACCGUGCGGCCUAUCACGGCGUAGAAUGGCCUGUCCCGCGCUCCUGCUGGGCUCCCAGGGGCCCCUGCUCUGUUUCCGGGCUCUCCGCGGCUUCCUGUCCCCGAGGCUCCUCCCCCGGAGAGCCCUGACCUACCGGCAGGGACAGAGCCCCGAGCCCCGGCUCCGAGAGUACUUCUAUUAUAUCGACCACCAGGGCCAGCUUUUCUUAGAUGAUGCGAAAGUAAAGAAUUUCAUUACCUGUUUCAAAGAUAAGCAAUUUCUAGUAUUUUUCUUCAAGCAAGUAAGGAGGAAUGAAACAGGCCGGUAUGAGGAUGAUUUCCCGUAUAUUUCCCCAUGUGGCAGAGAGAGGAAUUUCAUUCGCUGCGAUGACCGACCCAUAGUCUUCACACACCUGCUGUCCGAGCAGAGCACAGGGAGACAUGUCUUGUCCUACUGCGGGGGAGGAGAUAAACUCACUGUGAUGUUCGAACCUGAGAAACUUGUUAUGUUUCCGGAGAAUGGACGGGUUUACCACCCAGCUCCGGCCAAGUGUGGCGCUGUUGGACUUGUGAAAUCCUCCCUUGCAUUUGAACUGAGUCCUUGUUUUGAAUAUAGCAGUGAAUCCAAAACCGGUCAUCCAACUCACUUUAAUUGGGACGGUAAUCGCUACGCUCUAACCAACGAGCUGAUCCAACUCAUUGUUUAACAUUUUCGUAGAAUCAGAAGGACAUAAUCAAAUGUAUGAUUUCAUUGAAUGAACCCAGACUGCCAUAAAACCAAUAUUUAACUGGUUAAUAGCCUCUUAUUAUUAAACACAGAAAAGU